AUGAAGUGCCACACGAAGAACGAGCACUGGGCGGGCUGCAUGGCGACCUGCACGCCGGGCAUCCAUCCGGGCGACCCGCCGGAGCACAGGACGCCGUGGACCUGCGACCUGGUCCUGGCUUGUGCCGGCCCUGGGGAGGACUGCAGCGCCUCCUUGUGUUGCAGUGAGCUCGGCAAGGGUUGCUACAAAAAGGAUGAAUAUUGGGCCGCUUGUAAGGAUACUUGCACGCCAGGCAUCGACAUGAACGACCCCCCCCAGUACCGCACGCCCUGGGACUGCGAGCUCCUUGGAGAUCCCGUCUGGAUAACCCAGUGCGAACCCGAGUUUCACGGCGAAACCGACGCAGCGACCCGCUUCGGCGGGGCGGCAGCAUCCUGGGCUUGCUUGUGCUUCGUCCUUAUUUUCCAUCCCGCUGGCUGGCAGUGA
Molecule: messenger RNA, 426 nt
Organism: Prorocentrum cordatum
Lineage: Eukaryota; Dinophyceae; Prorocentrales; Prorocentraceae
Source: the annotation of a GenBank genome assembly